Messenger RNA from Thalassophryne amazonica, 3062 nucleotides. It is a transcript of the gene scrt2, whose product is annotated as scratch family zinc finger 2. The record is from RefSeq and is a predicted model, not a curated record. Gene Ontology annotation, molecular function: RNA polymerase II cis-regulatory region sequence-specific DNA binding; DNA-binding transcription factor activity, RNA polymerase II-specific. The transcript is spliced from 2 exons. Gene Ontology annotation, biological process: regulation of DNA-templated transcription. Lineage: Eukaryota; Metazoa; Chordata; Actinopteri; Batrachoidiformes; Batrachoididae. Bases 264 to 1223 code for a protein of 319 amino acids.
GCUUUUAUUUUUUUAUUUAAUUUUUUUGGGAGGGGGGGAGGGGGUGAAGCUGGGGGAGCAUCACGCAGCAUUACCCUCAGCCUUGUUCUCCAUUGGUUUCCAUUUUCUUUUUCAUCUCAUGUUGUGCCACCGUCUUCACAUUAACCACCAGGAUUUACCAUCGAGCCGGCUCCGCUCGCACGCGCUUCCUCCGGAUCGGGUCUUUCAUUUUCGCUCAUGCGUUUUUCCUCUCAGCUCCGUGGGUUUUUUGUAGCCAUUGAAACAUGCCCCGUUCAUUUUUAGUCAAGAAGAUCAAGCUUGAUGACUUCUCUUCAUCCACCGUGGCCGGCUCCAAUCACCAUCACCACCUGGACGACUCCCUUACUUUCGCACGCUCCAUCACAGACCCGGUGACCAGCCUCGGGGUUCGCCUCAGUGAGAAUGGCUACAUCCAGGAUUACAUCACACCAUCUGUAUACCAAGGGGAGAAGAAGAUGGAGCACAAGCUGGCCUCACCUGUGUCAGACCCCUUGUACACCCAGGUGAGCAGCGGAGGAGAGUACUGUGACCCUGACCUGAAGCACCCUGAUAGCCCUCAGUCUGGCAUGACAGCCAGCGGCUUCUACAGCGGGGAAUCAGAGGCUCUGGAUGAGGGUUACACCAUGGAUGCCUUCUUCAUCUCUGAUGGGCGCUCAAGGCGGAAGGGAGAUGGUGAGAAUCACGGAGGGGGGUCAAGAAGCAGCAGUGCCAACGCAGUGGCUCACGAACGGGUACCUGGCACGCCUCGUCACACCUGCAACGAGUGCGGCAAGACGUACGCCACAUCCUCCAACCUCAGCAGACAUAAGCAGACGCACCGCAGCUUGGACAGCAAGAUGGCCCGCAAGUGUCCCACCUGUGGGAAAGUGUACGUGUCCAUGCCUGCGCUGGCCAUGCACAUCCUUACCCAUGACCUCAAGCACAAGUGCGACGUGUGCAGCAAGGCCUUCAGCCGGCCGUGGCUCCUUCAAGGUCACAUGCGCUCCCACACGGGAGAGAAGCCCUUUGCCUGCGCCCACUGUGGCAAAGCCUUUGCUGACCGUUCAAACCUCCGCGCUCACAUGCAAACACACUCUGCCUUCAAGCACUAUAGAUGCAAGCGCUGCAAUAAGACCUUCGCUCUCAAGUCCUACCUGAACAAGCACUACGAGUCAGCUUGCUUCAAGGGCUCUGCAGACGAAGACGACUCUGGAUCAGAAAAUUAACCACUAGGAAGAAGCUAAAUUCUGAACCCCUCCUGUAGGUUCACAACCAAUAACCGUGUUCACUCUGCCCUUCAUGCCUUUUUUUCUUCCCUUUUUUUAGAAAGCAAUAUUUUCACUGAGAUUACGUGAAGAAACUCUUAUGAUUAUGGCAAAGACAAUUUCAAAAGAUGCUGGAUUUUUCUCCCCCUGCACAGUAGCUAAUCGUCCACAGAAACAUACAAUCAAACAAACUUUUUCCCGAAAUACAAACUGUAGAUGUACACAAAUAAGUACCGUGUGCUCACAUGGAUGUGGGUGCACGUAUACACACACUCACAGACCACACAAACACACGUUUAUGUACGCACGUGUGCACACAUACACUUAUACACAACUAUAUAUGAGGCCUGGCAUGUGAAUUUUUAUCAAUGACUAUAAUAAUAUUGAUAUCAAUAGUAAUAAUAUUUAGAUUCCUGAUAUUUUAUAGGAAAUAGUAAAGACAAAACUGUAAAAAAAACCCCAUAAAAAAGGACUAACAGUGUUCUGUUUUUUUAGAGACAAAAUGACCUCUUGUAUUUUUAUGCUGCUUUUUAUUUGCUAAGAAUUGAAUUCUUUUGCAACUGCCAACAUGAACUUUUUACGAAAAUGUGAACUAUGACAGUAUUUGCAAAAAAGAAAAAAGGGAGAUCAUUUUAAAAGGUAGGAAAAAAAAACAAAAAAACAUCCCUUUUCCACACCAAUGUUCCAAUAUAAUGGAUGUUAUUUUUCUAUUUGAUUUUUCUAAAUUUAUUUUUAAUGUGCUUAUUAUCCUUUGGUGAUCAAAAGCAUCUUUGUAACUGUGGGUAAUUAUAAAAGAAAAAAAAAAUCUAAGAUUUCAUAAGCUACACAACCUCAUAGGCCACUGAAUUCUGCCAUAUUUUAGAGUGUCUAGCAGGCCUGAUGAACAGGUGAUUGAUCACACACGCCAUCUGAUCAAAUUCAUAGUUUCACUACUAUGGACAAACUUGGACAAAAACCCUGAGAGCCAGAGCAAAUGACGUGUUGUGAUAAGUGCCAUGUGUGAUUGACUAUAGCAAUGAAAACCCUCGUUGUUCUUCCUCGACCAUGGUGGCUUGCAGAAACGCACCGUCCACAGUCUUAACGUGCAUUCGUCACCCAGUAUUUGAGGUGCUCCCUCUCUGCCAGCCUUACCUCAGAGUGAAGGCAUGGACUCACACACCCUCAGUUACAAAGUGUCCAUCAUCUUAAUUCUGUUUCUCUGUCUGUACACCGCUUAAAGCUCCGCCCACAGUUUUAGACACGUACCAUCUUGUAAAUACAUUAUUUAUCGACCUGUUUAUUUAUUCAAGUUAUUUUGUAUUUAUUGAAGAUUUGCCUAUUUGUUAAUGGUCAUGCAUUUAUUUAUUGUUUGUAAUUUUUAAAAUGAACAUUCACUGACCUUGUAAGAUGCUGCUGAUCUUCAAAGAAAAUGUUUAUAUGCAUGAAAACUGUAGAGAGUCCGCAGGACUUAGUUUUUUAAAGAGGAACAAUGUACAGUACCAGUGCUACAAAAACGUCAAAGCAAUGAAUGCAGAUUACCUUUGUUUUUUGGCAAUAACUUUUAACUGAUACAGCAACUGACGUGUAACAAUCACAGCUGUCCUGUUUUCAGUCGAUUUAGGGCAAUAAAAAGAAACAAUGAAAAUGAAAUGUGAGAAUAUUCUCCAUGUCGCUCUUUCCAAAAGUUCACUGCCUCAAAACGGAAGGUUUUUAUUACCCCGCCACUCUUAUAUCUAUAAAUCUCAGGCAAUAACUAAUUACCAGACACCAGGCUGUCCCCAAAAUUAAACACUAUCUGCUAAAAUUGCACAGCAGAAUAAU